AUGUAUCUCAAGAAGCUGCUCACUUCGGCUGCGGCCCUGAGCGCCUCCGUCUUUGCCCAGAGCAAGGAAGGAGUGGAGGAUCUUGAUGGCCCCGGAAACGAUCUAUACGUGAAGGACCUUUCUGGGUGUCCGGGAUACAAAGCCACGAAGCACUGGCAGACUCGCUCUGGCUUUUAUGCGGAUUUGACUCUCGCGGGCCCGGCAUGCAAUGUCUUUGGGACUGAUCUCCCGGACUUGAAGCUGGAAGUCGAGUAUCAGACCAGCGACCGCCUCCACGUCAAGAUCUUGGAUACCAACAACACUGUCUACCAAGUUCCAGACAGUGUCUUCCCGCGCCCCGGGUUCGGCGAAUGGUGUUCCCCGAAGGACAGCAAGCUCAAGUUCGACUUCCAAGCCGACCCCUUCUCGUUUACCGUGUCUCGGACCGAUACCGGUGAAGUCCUCUUUGAUACUACUGGCAACAAGCUGGUGUUCGAGAGCCAAUAUGUUUACCUCAAGACACACCUUCCCCAGCACCCGCAUCUGUACGGACUGGGCGAGCACAGUGACUCCUUCAUGCUGAACACGACCAACUACACCAGGACCAUCUACACCCGUGAUGCCUAUGGAACGCCCCAGGGAGAGAACCUGUACGGCGCUCAUCCGAUUUACUUUGACCAUAGGCAGACUGGGACCCACGGAGUAUUCUUGCUCAACUCCAACGGUAUGGAUAUCUUCAUCAACAACACCGACACCCAGUACCUUGAGUACAACAUCAUCGGUGGUGUUCUUGAUUUCUAUUUCAUUGCUGGGCCCACCCCGCGCGAUGUGGCUAUCCAGUACGCGGAAAUCACUCAGCUUCCGUUGAUGACUCCUUAUUGGGGACUGGGUUACCACCAGUGCAGAUACGGCUACCAGGAUGUCUACGAGGUUGCUGCUGUUGUCGCCAACUACUCCACCAACAACAUUCCUCUCGAAACGAUCUGGACUGAUAUCGACUACAUGGACCGCCGGCGCAUCUUCACAAUUGACCCCGAACGGUUCCCGGCCCAUCUGUACAAAGACCUUGUGGACACUAUCCACGCGAGGGACCAGCAUUAUAUUGUCAUGGUUGAUCCCGCUGUGUACUACAAGGAGUCUAACCCGGCACUCGAUGCAGGUCUCAAAUACGACACCUUCAUGAAGGACGUCAAUGGCACCAACUUGCAGGGUGUCGUUUGGGCCGGUCCUAGUUACUUCCCGGACUGGUUCCACCCUGAGUCUCAGCAGUACUGGACCGAGCAAUUCCUGGAGUUCUUCGACGGAACCAAUGGCCCGGACAUUGAUGCGUUGUGGAUCGACAUGAACGAGCCCGCAAACUUCUACAACCGCCCGUACCCCGGCAACAACACCACUCCAGAGAAGUUCGCUGAAGUGGAUGGCGACCCUCCCGAGGCGCCACCUGUCAGAGACGGCCCAGAUGCCCCAAUCCCUGGAUUCCCGGCCAGCCUUCAGCCAAACUGGGUGAGCAGCGAUGCGACUGAGAAGCGCGACACUACUGCUGUUGUCCAACGUCAACACACUCGGUCCCGUGGCCGCCGUAACCUCGGUGCUGGUCACUGGCGGUCCCACAAGGGCCACCAUGACAAGAAGGCUGGCUGGCAGCAUGGCAGACAGACCGGUUCUGGCUGUGGCCCCAACGAUUGCAAGGGUCUCCCCAACCGCGAGUUUAUCAGGCCACCAUACAUGAUCCAGAACGGCGCCGGUCCCACACUUGCCGACAGCACUGCCGACACGGACGUGGUGCAGAGCGGUGGAUACGUCCAAUACGAUACCCACAACCUUUACGGUGCUAUGAUGUCCUCGCACUCCCAUAAUGCCAUGCGCGCCAGACGUCCCGAUGACCGCGCUUUGGUGAUUACCAGAAGCACUUUUGCUGGCUCCGGAAAGGAUGUUUCCCACUGGCUUGGAGACAAUGUAUCCGGAUGGCCCUGGUACCGCCAAUCCAUCAGUCAGAUCCUGCAGUUCGCGUCUCUGUACCAAAUCCCUGUUGUGGGUCCCGAUGUUUGCGGCUUCGGCGGUAAUGUCACGGAAACCCUCUGUGCCAGAUGGGCAACUCUCGGUUCCUUCUACACAUUCUUCCGCAACCACGCCGAGAUCUUCGCGAACCCGCAAGAAUUCUACCGCUGGCCCACCGUAGCUCAAGCCGCCCGCAAUGGAAUCGCCAUCAGAUACCAGCUCCUUGACUACAUCUACACGGCCAUCUACAAGCAGAACCAAACCGGCACACCCACCCUCAACCCCCUGUUCUUCAACUACCCCAACGACGCAAACACCUACCCCAUCGACCUCCAGUUCUUCUACGGUGACGGUAUCCUCGUGUCCCCCGUCACAGAGGAGAACAGCACCAGCGUCACCUUCUACCUCCCAGACGACAUCUUCUACGAAUGGGGCACCGGCAAGCCCGUCCGCGGACAGGGCGAAUACGUCUCCCUCGACAACAUCGACUUCACCGACAUCACCGUCCACUACAAGGGCGGUAUCGUCUACCCCCAGCGUGUCGAGAGCGCAAACACCACCACCGCGCUCCGCCAGAAGGGCUUCAACAUCGUUGUCGCGCCGGGCUUGGAUGGCCGCGCCGAGGGCUCCCUAUACCUUGAUGACGGCGAGUCGGUUGUCCAGGAUACCGUGUCAGAGAUUGACUUCGUCUACGCGGAUGGCAAGCUUAGUCUGUCGGGCUCGUUUGAGUAUGAUGCUGGGGUCAACAUUGAGGUUAUCACUGUUCUGGGUGUCGAGGCCAAGCCAGAGGGUGAGGACGAUGUGGAGUAUGAUGCGGAGAACAAGAAGCUGGUGCGGCAUGUUGAUGUGCCUUUGACGGGCGAGACUGAGAUUACGAUUUUGUGA
This is a messenger RNA of Aspergillus pseudonomiae, 2862 nucleotides long. Its product is annotated as glycosyl hydrolases family 31-domain-containing protein. The record is from RefSeq and is a predicted model, not a curated record. Gene Ontology annotation, molecular function: carbohydrate binding; hydrolase activity, hydrolyzing O-glycosyl compounds. The transcript is spliced from 4 exons. Gene Ontology annotation, biological process: carbohydrate metabolic process. NCBI's taxonomy places the organism in Eukaryota, Fungi, Ascomycota, Eurotiomycetes, Eurotiales, Aspergillaceae. Bases 1 to 2862 code for a protein of 953 amino acids.